GUGAUGCUGUAUUAUAACAAAAAAAUGCACCGUCAUGUUAUGAAACUUGUAGAAAUAUUUUUAGAUAUUAAAAGUCAUGCGUAAGAGUUACAUUGAGUAUAUACCUAUGUUAUAUUACACUGAAAGUUUUUUCAUAUUUAUAACAGUAAUUAAUGCAAACUGAUUCGCAAUUGUGUUUUACGGAAUAUCAUUCAUUAAUCGAAUUAUUUUGAAUGCAGCUCUUAGAAUGAAAAUAGCCAAUUAGAUCAACUCUAUUCGCUAGACUCUGCUAGACCAUUCAAACUUCGUAAUUUUUUGAGACAAUUGUCUUCCGAUUCUCAAUAUUAAUUAUAACAAUAUUGAAGUGUUUAUUAAAUCUUGAUAUAUAAAAUGAAUAUUGUUACGGAGGAAGAGAAAAAAAUCCUUUAUUUUUUAAAAUCCCAAGGCUGCUGUUUGAGAUGUUGCUUUCGCUUUAUUGGAUCUCGUAUGUCGGAAUGUUACUGCAAACCUCUCGAAUUUGCGACACAGCUGAAUUCUGCUGAUAUAACAGAUGAUACUUCCUCAGAGGAAGCACCUUGCAUUGCAUGCUUAGGAGUUCUUCAGGAUAAAGUACAAGAAAAUGUAGUUACAAAGAUAACAGAAAAAGUGAAGGAGAAAGAUUAUGACUGCACAACUUUUCAUUGUGCAUUAACUGUCCCUGUAUCAGUAAGGCUCAGAGAACGUGUGUUGUAUGCUUACAUGUCCAAUGAGAUAGACAUUCAUGAAUCUGCCUUAAGUACUCUUAGGACAAAGUUACAAAGUGUUAAAGAUAUUUGGAAAUUGUUUAUGAUUCCUCAACUCGAACAAGCUACGAGAAAAUGUGUGGAUUCAUCAACACCGUCACCUUUUCUCAUUGAGGUCUUUCUAAUAUAUAACAAUGAUGAAACAAUAUUUAAAGAAUUAAUAAACAAAUACAAGGGAGGCAAUAAUAAACAGAGAAAGAGAAAAUGCAAUGAUAACACAUUUAGUAGAAAGAAUGUUGAAACCUUGUUGACUGAGAUAACAGAUGAGCAACUUAAGCAACAUUUCAUAAUCUCGGAAAUUGUACCAAAAACAUUUGUUCAUGUUGAUGACAUUUUAUGUUCUCAUAGCAGCAUUUUUAUAGGAGGACGUUAUAAUAAAUUCUCGAGGAAACUCAGUCAGACGCCAUGGUUUAUAAACGGUGAAAAGAAAGUAGAAACCUCGGUGCAAGACCUGCUCUGCAAUCCUAUGGCAGAAAUUGUGAAAGCAGAAUCGAUAAAAUUUUUAUCGUCAGGAAGGGAAGACGUGGACGUUAGAAAUAUAUACGGUGGUCGACCAUUCGCUGUUGAGCUAUUGAAUCCUCGCAUGACGAAUAUCACGAGCGAACUUUUGACGUGUCUGACUGAUACUAUCAAUCAGUCGACUAAGCAGGUUCAAAUAACAUCAAAUUUAAAGAUUCUUUCAAGAUUCGAUUUGAAAAAGCUUAAGGAAGGUGAGAAUGUUAAAACUAAGCUUUAUCGAGCGUUAUGUAUUUGUCGAAACGCAAGUAGCAGUCCACCGCAGUUAGAGCAUCUGAAUAACCUGGAAAAUAUCAAAAUUAUUCAGAGAACACCAGUCAGGGUGUUGCACAGGCGACCAUUGAGUCCACGAACACGUAUCAUUUACAAGAUGCGCGCACGUUGGGCGAAACCGCAUGAAUUGAAGGAAUUGGUGAAUACUACCGCGGAGAGUACCGACGCGUUCUUCGUUCUUGACGUCAAGACGCAAGCGGGUACAUACGUGAAAGAAUUUGUGCAUGGAGAUUUUGGUAGGACUAAGCCAAGUCUGUGUGAUUUACUUAAUGUUGAAGUGGACAUUGUCGCAUUGGACGUUACGGGUAUUAAUUUAAAAUGGCCGUAACGCAAAUUUAACUCAUUAUUCGCGACAUUAAAUCUAUUUUUAAAAAAGAUAAUAAAACAUCGAACACGAUAUGUUGUCGAAUUAAUAAAAAAUUAUGUUCCUCUUAAGCUUUUAAUUUAGGUGAAUUUUUGUGUUCCACGAUCCAGGGAUGUCUUUUGACUUCAGCCAAUGAAAUUCGCUCCGAACUUUUUUUCUUGAUCAGCUGUAAGAAUAAAUUUACAAAUAAAAAAAUCUUUAUUACGCGUA
Messenger RNA from Monomorium pharaonis (pharaoh ant), 2124 nucleotides. RefSeq names its product tRNA pseudouridine synthase Pus10 (gene Pus10). The record is from RefSeq and is a predicted model, not a curated record. Gene Ontology annotation, molecular function: pseudouridine synthase activity; RNA binding. The transcript is spliced from 8 exons. The coding region runs from base 370 to 1878 and encodes 502 amino acids. Gene Ontology annotation, biological process: tRNA pseudouridine synthesis. Lineage: Eukaryota; Metazoa; Arthropoda; Insecta; Hymenoptera; Formicidae.